Molecule: messenger RNA, 1271 nt
Organism: Trichoplusia ni (cabbage looper)
Lineage: Eukaryota; Metazoa; Arthropoda; Insecta; Lepidoptera; Noctuidae
Exons: 1
Coding region: 53-1198 (381 amino acids)
Biological process (GO): negative regulation of G2/M transition of mitotic cell cycle; negative regulation of cell migration
Source: RefSeq, a predicted model, not a curated record
UACCAUGGAAACGAGUUGUCUACAAUUAUUUCGUUGAUUUGUUUUCAUCAAAAUGUCUAAUAAAGUAAGCACUUCAAAAAGCUCAUUUGAUCGCUUCACUAAAACUUCAAAGGGAUCAUCGCAUAAAAGUGAAAAAUCCUAUAAAAGUACGCUAAAAAAAGUCGUCACUUCAAAAAAGAUAACUUCGAACUGUGCCGAAAGUAAAAGUUGUUCGAGCGGGGUACUUAGUACCAAAAAGUGUGUCCCAAAGCCUAAGAAGACCACUAAAUCUGACUCAACCGUUGCUAAAAAGUGCCAGAACAAUGUGGUAGACUACUGCAAGAAGUGUGGCGACGACAAACCGCAGCAGACCCAGGAGGAGAUAUCCUCAAUCCUCAACACGAUGAACAUCAGAUGUGUGAAGAACGACAAUAUUGUAAAGGCUGAAAAAAAGCCAUCGAAGUCAGUGCAACAGUACUAUAAAAAUGAGAACUUCUACACGUCUGCUGACUCAGGGCAGGACACCAGUGGAGACAAUAAAAAAGCAUCCCUCGACACCAUACGAGAAGUGUCAGAACUGCAAAGUUUCACAGACCUUCGAGACACGACCGAUGACUCCAUCUUCCACAUAUAUUCAGACUCGGAUGAUGACGUAACAUGCAUAAACCCAAGCAGCGACGAGAACAUAAAGAAACUGAAAGAAUUCCGGCUGAAAAAUUACUUUGAAUGUCACUCAGCAAAGUCUAGGAUCAAAUCGAAAGGGAGCGUCACAAGUCUCGCCGAACAUAAGUGCGUUUACAGAUUUUAUCUCAACGAUCGUUUGUUUCCAGUUCCAUUGAACACUGACCACAAUAAUAAGAUCAGGUGCGUCGAGUGCCACCUGCCAAUGGACGUUAAAAAGGAGUCUACAAGUGAUAAAAUCAAUGGGACCAUCCAAGCGAAAGUUAAACUUGGUACCACUGACCCUCAGGACAUGAUUCUUCUUCUCCCAGUUAAAGACUCUCUUAUCAUUGAAGAGAGGAGAAAAGAAACUAGGAAGAAUGAUGAGUUUGUAUACUUCGGUAUUGUAAAACUCAGUGCCACUGGCGACUCAAUAUUUAACAGGACUCUACCAGAAAACUCUCUAGCUUUGAAGUACCAGAAAGGUUAUCAGGAGCAUCAUGAAGACAGCAGAUACAAUUAUAAGAAGAUUCAAGAAGAUGACGUCAUAAUAAUUUAGGUAAGAGUUUGUUUUUGUCUUAGUUAUUAAAUUUGACUGUAAAUGUUUAAAAUGUAUGAACAAUGUAUGUAUA